AUGCCCGUCCUGAACCCUUUUCUGCGCGCGCUCUUUCAGAGUAGUGUGCUAGGGUACGCUUUGCCCUCCCACAAUUAUGUCCUCCUGGUUCCCACGACCGAAUCCCUCCUGUAUGGCCAGGACCGUGAAACCAAUAAACGAUAUGUCGACCAGGUCGACGAUGAAGAUUUCCUGGGCAGUCAUAUCCUCCGAAUCGUGUCGAAUCCUCCAACGAAGGAAGGAAAUGUCCGCGACAGCCGUGGGAAGGCGAAGAAUUACUCGACCGUCAACGGAAGAACUGUGAUUCUGAAAGAGAAUGCCGUAUACACGAAUAAAGGGUUCAAGCAAUUGUCCCAAGCCACGUUGUUGAGCGAUCUUUUGUACUACUCUCCAGGAAAUGAUAUGCAACAAUGGCUGGUCUACUAUAUCACCAAACCUCUGACGGGUGUCUUCGAGGCCCUCCCCAUCAAGGCCGCGGUCAUCGGAGAGAACAAACUUCCAUCAUCGCCGCCUGCCGCAUCCUCGGAGCCUCCGACACCGAAAAAGAAAGAUGUCAAGACUUUUAGCGAGCUUCUCGACAACUUCCCCAUGAUUCAACGACAAAUGCAACCGGGCCUGGAGAGAUUAUUCAACGAGUUUGGCAAGGAGUUGGGCAAGCCUCUUCCGCCGCCUCCUUCCCGCAGUCCGACCGCAAGUUCUCUCGACGGGACGACCGCGGCCUCGGAAAAUGGAUCAAUUAAAUCCAAUGGGUCGGUGAAAUUGCCAUUCCAUUCUGCGACAUAUUUUGAGGACGAGGAGGAUCUUAUGCGGAGAGCCUUGGAGACUGCCGUCACCGCCGCGAUAGAUUUGUUUCAAGGAGUCGAUAAACAGCAGCUCUCGUAUCUGGGUGCCACCACUGAUUUGACCGGCCCCGACGUGGAGAAGUUGAUCGAGCGAUACGUCGCGGAGUCUGUCCACGACUCGUUACUAUUUCCACGGCUAUGCUCCUUUCACAAGACGCAAGAUCAAGAGCUUGAUCGACGGAUCCGGCAAUUGGAUUGCCUCGAUGUCUCUCAGGUGGGAAUCGCUCUUGAGGAUGGCAGGAAUGGCAAGCGGGAUCUGAUCAAUCGAAUUAAUCGCGGGGUCACGGUCUUUCGAAAGAUGGGAGUCGCUGGAAGUCCACAGGAAAUGUUGGAUAUCCUCCUCGAGACUCAGAAAGCCGUGUCCGAACCAGAAGGGGUAUCUGAUGAAGAAAAACGAGCGGUCGCGGCCAUGACCAUCAAUGCCGACAUGCUGGUGUCCUUACUCCUUCUCGUCGUCAUUCGAUCAUCCGUCCGACAUCUUCAAACGAGAUUGUCGUAUAUGCAACGGUUCAUCUACAUUGAAGACGUUGAAAGUGGUGAAAUUGGCUAUGCUUUAAGCACGCUGGAAGCCGUCUUGACGUAUUUGGCGCGAGAUGCGGCUGGGUUACGAAAAGCAUCGAAGCAGAAUCAAUUGCUUUGGAAUGCCAUCAAAGAGGGCAAAAUCGACGAAGUCAGAUCCAUUUUUGAGGCGUCCGCAGUCAUUGCCGACGAUCUUGUCGAAGAACCCGCAGAAGUUCCCCUCUCCAGAAUGACAACGGCCUCGACGCAGUCCUCAGAAAAGGGUAAUCUCUCGCGAACCUCUUCGAGUGAGGGUGGCUUGUCGCACGUUUUUCCGUUCCAAGCAACGGAGAGGAAAUCGUCCGUAUCCAAACAAAAGAAAAAGGUUCAGAUGGCGGCCCGAAGCAUGUCCAUCUCUUCGGCCCUCUCGUUAUCAUCGAGAGCCGCUACGAUCGAAACUACCCUGAGUGGGAUUGAAGGAGACACGUCGGUACAAAGUCUGGCACAAACUCAAGAUGCCAUCGGUAAUUCAGUCCUUAUGAUGGCAGUCGAACAUCAACAACCACAAUCCCUACGAUACCUUUUGAGCCUGUCCCAAUAUUAUGGUCCCGAAGAAGUUUUAACAGACGCUACGAACGAAGGCGCGACGUUGUUGAGUGCUGCUGUCCAACUGGCCAACACCGAGCUGGUGGAUAUCAUUCUCGACUAUGCUGGGCAGAACACCGACGAAGAAAGGUUUCGAAACUACCUUUCCAUCAGAGAUUCCCGAGGACGCAGCGUGGCGCAUUAUCUUUUCAAUACACCGCACUUGAUAAAGAGACUUGCCAACAUGCUGCCAUGGCGACAAAAGGACAAAAUUGGACACACGCCGCUGUUUGCCAUUUGUCGAACCUAUGAUCAUCCGGAUUAUAGCUGUAUGGUUUCGGAAGCUCUGAUGGCUGCAAAGAGUGCUCAACCAGACGACAAUCCGCUUCGGAUUGAGGAUCAUAUGGAUAAUAAAGGGAAUACCUUGCUUCACAUUGUCAACGAUGCCACCAUCAUGCAAAGAAUCCUGCAAUAUUGUGAGGUGGACUUGAAUGCCAUGAACGACAAGAAAUUUACCCCACUGAUGCUUGCCAGCAAAUAUGGUCGGGUUGAUAUGGUUCGAAUUUUUCUGGGCGAUCCCAGGAUCGACCUGCAUCUACGAGAGGCGAGAGGGUUGACUGCCGUGGAAUUGGCCAAAGACGACGAGGUUCGAAAUCGAAUUGACGACCUGACACUAUUUUCUCCCUCCAACACGGCAGAUGCGACAGGGAGGAUUACCGCGAUCGUUCGAUCCUUUUUCGUUGAGGACGGAUCCACGAGAUUCAUCCUCAAGUCCGGUGCGCCGAAUCCGGCCGUCUCGAGUACAACUUAUACGAUCACCACCAGUCGAAGAGGCCUCCAAGACUUUGAGAACUUGGCCAAGUGGCUUUCAAUGGAUUUCCCUGCUUCGUACAUGCCGACGAUUCUGGCGACGGAUUUCCGCAGUCCGUUCCAGCUACAUUCGAGACCCUCUCGAUCGGUCCUGCAUGAUACACAAACACAUCUUGAUCGAUUCUUGAAGAUCCUGAUGAAACAUCCCACCUUUUCAACGCAUGAAAUGUUGUGGGAGUUUUUCUUGGUUCCAGACAUGCUACCCGAACAAAUGGCCGAACGGGCCAAACUGAAAGCAGAAUUGAUUCAAGAAAAGAUUGCAGACGAUUACGACCCAUUAACUUCUAGAGCUGAUAUAAAUGCCGUUGAUUCGGUUGUGUCCCAUUCACGGGACAUCGUCAGAAAGGUUAAUAUUAGCACACACUCGGUCGUCAGACAGGGCCACGCCUAUGUCCAAGCUCAAGCAGACCUGGCAGAAUCUCUCAGCCUAUGUGCGGUAGCAUUUGCCACGAUGGGAUCUCCAGCGACCACAUUGUCCAAGCUGCACGUGGACAUUUUCCUAAAAUUUGCCGCCUUGAUGCAUACCGAGCGGGCCUCUUCACCACUUGCGAAUUACGUCUUGAGCCUCAACUCCUUUCAUUCGACCAUUGCUGCCGUUCAAUCCGCCCUCCUUAAGCCGAGCACAUUGAUCAGUCAAAUCGUGUCCACACAAAGGAACUUGGAAAAGAACAAGUCGAGCCUGAUCAAUAACUCGGGACCUCGCAAAGGGAUCAUGAACAUCAAUUUCCCCGGCACGGAAGAAAGUCGACUCAAGUCCAUCAAAGAUACGGAGAAGAAAAUCUUGCAGGCCGGGAUUGACAUUGAUCGACUCGGCAAGGAGUUGAGGUAUACGCAAGAAAUCGUGGUGGGGGAAUUAGCAGGUUGGACGACGUGGCGAGAAGAAUGGGGUAAAGAGGAAAUCAAACGAAUGGCGAGGAACACGGUGGUCAAGGAGAAGGAACGAUUGAGGUGUAUGCAGCGGGCUUUAAGGCUGCUGAAGGAAGGCUAG
Messenger RNA from Rhinocladiella mackenziei CBS 650.93, 3762 nucleotides. RefSeq lists its product as uncharacterized. The transcript has a single exon. Gene Ontology annotation, molecular function: guanyl-nucleotide exchange factor activity; SNARE binding; phosphatidylinositol binding. NCBI's taxonomy places the organism in Eukaryota, Fungi, Ascomycota, Eurotiomycetes, Chaetothyriales, Herpotrichiellaceae. The record is from RefSeq and is a predicted model, not a curated record. Gene Ontology annotation, biological process: early endosome to late endosome transport. Gene Ontology annotation, cellular component: transport vesicle; tubular endosome; plasma membrane. The coding region runs from base 1 to 3762 and encodes 1253 amino acids.